AAAAUAGCUCAAAGAAUUUUCGAAAGGUGCAAACCCUACUUUGUGCGACCCGUCCGACCUAAGGAUAGACAAACAUGUUGCUGCAAGUACCAUGUAGAAUUUAAAACUGUCUUUAAAUCGUGUAUGGAAUUCCGAAAGAAACUUUUGAUAGAAAAUGAACCGAAUGAAUGCUAUUCUACUCCUGUGUACGGUUCAAUAUCUGAUGUCGUUAAUGCAACAUUAUGCGAAAAAGUUGAUGGUUCACACAAUUUACAGUGCCUUAAAAGAAACUGUUCCGAUUGUGGAGUUAAAAUCUUGAAUUUUCUGCCUUGUGAACUUGAUGUAUCUGACACUGCGGAAUUUGUAAAGUGGGAAAAGUUUGAAAAUGUAAGCGUUAAUGUUAAAGGGAACAAAACCAUAAAGAAACUAAUGCUCGUGAAAAAAGAAAGUCAAGUUGGUGAAUUGUUUUCAUAUUUCAGAAAACUAAUUGAAACUUUUCCAGUGCAUCAGCACAGAGCUACAUGGCAAAAUGAACAAUUUCAAAAUCUUGUUAGAAAUCUCCCAGAAAAGCAAUGUGUUUGUGUGCAUGACUUUAGUGAAAAUUACAGGUGUUCCGAGCUUACUGAGAUUCAAAGUGCUUACUUUCAAAAAACAGAAGUGUCGGUCCAUGUUACUAUUCUACAUAGACAUGCAUUGCUAGAAUACGAUGGUGUUGAUAGUUCAGAAGACUUUCCUGAAAUUAUCACGGAACAAUUUUUCGUUAUAAGCCCAGACUUAGUUCAUGAUCAAUACUUUUUUCACCAAGUCCGAAAUUAUAUAGCGGAAUAUUUACAGUCGAUUUCAUAUUCAGUAGAAACAAUGCACGAGUUUACUGACGGGUGUGCAGCCCAGUAUAAGAGCAGACACUGUUUCGGAGAUAUUAGUCAAACAAGCGACGACUUUGGAUAUCAACAUUUCACAAGAAAUUUCUUCGAAACUUCCCAUGCAAAAGGACCACAAGACGCUGCUGGAGGAAUUAUUAAGAGACAAGCCGACUGUGCCAUUUUACGCGGACAGACUCAGAUAAGGACAGCAAAAGAUCUCUAUGAAUACGCGAAUUCAUUUCUAACACAACCGAGGUCACAUUGUAAGAGAAGAAUAUUCCGAUAUGCGGAAACGAUUCACCGUGACAAAAGACUGUCUUUUAAGCCGGUGCCUAGCAUUCGAUCUCUUCACCAAGUAAGAGCUAGUCGUGAUUCUGCUAAAGGAUUGAUAAAUAUCAGUGAAUUGUCUUGUUUCUGUGUAAACUGUUGUCAUCACAUGUAUGACCAGUGUUCUAAUUCGAUAAAAACUGGUGGUUAUACUGAAUGGGAAAUGAAGCGAGAAUACAGAGCGGAUGCACAAGAAAAUGAAGAAAAUGAGCAAGUGUCUUUGCAAGAAUUAGUUUCGGUUGGUCAAUUAGUUGCGUUAUAUACUGACGACGAUGAGGAGGAGUACUACAUGCUGAAAGUAGAGAAAAGCAUGGAAACGUUACGCAUUGACACAACGGAUUCUUGGGGAUCUUUACUCCCUGCGGGAACACCUGUGUUUCGUGGUCUAUAUUACAACAAAACGAACUCGCCUUUUCAAUAUCGUCUUGUGAACAGGAAAGCGGUUGUACCUGCUGCGUCAGUGGUCUAUAUUUGUUCGGAAGUAACCGCAAACAAUGUCAUUCGAAUCACAGAAGAAACACAUUUAAAUGUUUUAGAAUGUAUUAAUGAAAUAAAAUGCUAGAAAUUUA
This is a messenger RNA of Mytilus californianus (California mussel), 1738 nucleotides long. RefSeq lists its product as uncharacterized. Bases 124 to 1731 code for a protein of 535 amino acids. Lineage: Eukaryota; Metazoa; Mollusca; Bivalvia; Mytilida; Mytilidae. The transcript has 2 exons. The record is from RefSeq and is a predicted model, not a curated record.